AUGCUGCAGGUCGACAUCGCGCGAAAAUACUUUUAAAUUAGUUGCUAGGACUAGUCAAAAAUAUAAGUUCUGAUAUGCUUGAAGUUUUAUGCUCAAAUAAAGCUGUAAAAUUUGCAAAUUAGGACGAGUUGAAAUUACGAAAGCUAGCAUCAGCUCAGCUCCCAUCUUCCGUAGAAGGCAAGCAUGGGUAACGCAGCCACAGCAAAGAAAGGUGAUUCAGAAAAUGCAGUGAAAGCCUUCCUGUCUCAAGCCCAAGAAGACUUCAAGCGAAAAUGGGAGAAUCCUUCUCACAACACAGCAUCAUUGGACCAAUUUGAAAGAAAGAAGACCCUUGGAACAGGCUCAUUUGGACGUGUGAUGUUGGUCCGGCAUAAGGAGCAUGGAAGCUAUCAUGCCAUGAAGAUCUUAGAUAAGCAGAAGGUAGUGAAACUCAAGCAAGUGGAGCACACGCUUAAUGAGAAGAAGAUUCUGCAAGCCAUAGAGUUUCCAUUCCUCGUUAAACUGGAAUGGCAUUUCAAGGACAACUCCAACUUGUAUAUGCUUUUAGAAUUUGUUCCUGGUGGUGAAAUGUUCUCUCAUCUUAGACGUAUUGGACGUUUCAGUGAGCCGCAUUCCAGGUUUUAUGCUGCACAAAUUGUUCUGGCUUUUGAGUAUCUUCACUCUUUAGAUAUUAUUUACAGAGAUUUAAAGCCUGAGAAUUUACUAAUUGACGAGAAAGGAUAUUUGAAGGUUACAGAUUUUGGCUUUGCAAAGCGUGUGAAGGGCAGGACAUGGACACUUUGUGGAACGCCAGAGUACCUAGCCCCAGAGAUUAUCCUUAGUAAGGGGUACAACAAAGCAGUUGAUUGGUGGGCAUUGGGUGUUUUAAUCUAUGAAAUGGCAGCUGGUUACCCACCAUUUUUUGCCGACCAACCUAUCCAGAUCUAUGAGAAAAUUGUUUCUGGAAAGAUGCGCUGUCCAUCACAUUUCACUCAAGACCUUAAAGAUUUGCUGAAAAAUCUUCUCCAAGUUGACUUAACGAAGAGAUAUGGUAACCUGAAAAAUGCCGUGGCCGAUAUCAAGAACCACAGAUGGUUCUCGUCCACUGACUGGAUUCAGAUUUACCAAAGAAAGGUUGAAGCUCCAUUCAUCCCCAAAUGUCGUGGUCCAGGUGACCCAAGCAACUUCGACGACUAUGAAGAAGAAGCGCUGAGAAUUUCCAGCACAGAGAAGUGUGGCAAGGAGUUCGCGGAUUUCUAAAUGACUUUCUGUAUGUUUUGAACAAGGGAGUUACUUGAUUCUCUUUAUGUGAUGAAGGUAAAACCGACUUUUCGACCGUGGGACGAUUAUUUCGAGGCUCGUUGCUUUAAAGCCAUCUGAAGGAGAGAUACUACUAUUCUUCAGUGUUAUUUUCAUUUUGGUGCGUUGUCAGCCUAACAAGUUCAUUUUUAACCACGACAAACUGUAGAUUCCAAUUUCUCAAACACCCUUAGAUACAAUUCCGAGUUCAGAAUUAAACCAAGAUAGCCCUAAUCUGUACAUGUCACCCCCAUUUGAGUGUAAAACUACAUUUAUCAGAUGCUUAUUAUGCAAUUCAUCAGCAAAUCAACAACCCUUGUUUGCAAGCUAGGACCUUGUUAAUGAAGUCGAUUUAAGUAAUUGUUUUAAAAACAGAAUUAGAAAA
Rhopilema esculentum is the source of this 1663-nucleotide messenger RNA. RefSeq names its product cAMP-dependent protein kinase catalytic subunit alpha. NCBI's taxonomy places the organism in Eukaryota, Metazoa, Cnidaria, Scyphozoa, Rhizostomeae, Rhizostomatidae. Gene Ontology annotation, biological process: protein phosphorylation. Gene Ontology annotation, cellular component: cytosol; cAMP-dependent protein kinase complex; nucleus. Gene Ontology annotation, molecular function: cAMP-dependent protein kinase activity; ATP binding. The record is from RefSeq and is a predicted model, not a curated record.